AUGAUCUUGGUCUCGAUCGUCGCCAGACUGUCUGUUAACAGUCGUGUUGCGAGUGCUUCGGCCGUGCUUCGAUGCCAGCAGUGCUAUCGAUCUUUGAGUUCGGGCACGGAUCAGCAGCAGCAAUUUGAAGUGGAGGUGACGAUUACCCUGGACAAAAUUCAUUCGCGUGGAUUACCUCAUCCUCUGGGUGAUCCCGGUCCGCAGGUUGUGCUGAAUGCACCGCAAAUGAACCCGAAGACAAUGAUAUUUAAACGUGUGGACGAUGUUCUAGGCCUGGUUCUACGGGUGGAUGAAUGUCAAGACUCGGGACAAUCGUUCGCUAGGAUUGGGGCCAGAUGCAAUUGCGGACGGAUUCUUAUUGCCGAAUUGCCGGACUGCUUUUCCGCCUAG
This is a messenger RNA of Echinostoma caproni, 390 nucleotides long. The record is from the annotation of a GenBank genome assembly. NCBI's taxonomy places the organism in Eukaryota, Metazoa, Platyhelminthes, Trematoda, Plagiorchiida, Echinostomatidae.